Molecule: messenger RNA, 2724 nt
Organism: Eufriesea mexicana
Lineage: Eukaryota; Metazoa; Arthropoda; Insecta; Hymenoptera; Apidae
Gene: hrg
Product: poly(A) polymerase hiiragi
Exons: 12
Coding region: 485-2302 (605 amino acids)
Biological process (GO): RNA 3'-end processing
Cellular component (GO): nucleus
Molecular function (GO): poly(A) RNA polymerase activity; RNA binding
Source: RefSeq, a predicted model, not a curated record
UAUACUGUAGGUGGUUUGGUGCGGGUAUACGUGUUGUCCAUUAUUUUCAAGUAAUAACGUUUAAUUAUUUAUUUACACGGUACACCGCGAUAUAAAGUGUCCUGUGCGUGAAGUGUAUUACGAUCGUUGUUAUGGCCGAUUAAUUUUCAUUAGCGGUACAUGGAUUAAUCUGGUAGACGCGAACGAUUUUAUGACUUAUGGACCUUCGUUUCUCGAAAUUCUUUUGCUACCUCAUAAAUUGUUUACAAGUUGUUCACGCUGCUUUGCGACUAAGCAGAGCUCCCAGAACGUGCUAUUUGCGCUAGGAGUACAAUUUCCUUUUCAGGAAUCGUCCGCAAGCAUUGGAUUGACGUGAUGCAUCUUUACUAGAAGCAUUUGCGCGUUUUAUAACCUGACAACACGUCCGAAGUUUCUCUAUCUUUAUCAUGUCAUUGCAUCUUUGACAAAGUAUUAAGCGAUUUGGAACAAAUAAAUAAAUUCCAAAAUGUGGUCAUCACAAGGUAAUAACUCAAAUUCAAAUGCUUCAUCCAAAGAAGAAAAGAAUCUACGUACAUUGGGCAUGACAUCUGCUAUUAGUGUAGCAGAACCAAAGCCUAGUGAUUUUACUAGAACGAAUGAAUUGAAAGAAGCAUUAAAGCCUUACAAUGUAUUUGAGUCUGAAGAAGAGUUAAAUCACAGGAUGGAAAUUUUAAGUAAAUUAAAUGCACUGGUGAAACAAUGGAUACGGGACACAAGUAUUGCCAGAAAUAUGCCACCUAAUGUAGCUGAACAAGUUGGCGGUAAAAUAUAUACUUUCGGUUCAUAUAGGUUAGGGGUACAUCACAAAGGUGCUGAUAUCGAUGCCCUGUGUGUUGUACCACGUCAUAUCUAUAGGUCGGAUUAUUUUACAUCCUUCUUUGAGUUACUGAAAAUGCAAGAAGAAGUUACAGAUUUAAGGGCAGUAGAGGAAGCGUUUGUACCAGUAAUAAAAAUGAAUUUCGAUGGUAUUGAAAUUGAUAUGUUGUUCGCUAAACUGGCACUUAAAGAAAUUCCUGAUUCAAUGGAUCUUAGGGAUGAUAUGCUCCUUAAAAACCUCGAUCAAAAAUGUGUAAGGAGUCUUAAUGGCUGCAGAGUAACAGAUGAGAUACUCCGUUUAGUACCUAAUAUAGAAAAUUUUAGGUUGGCACUUAGAGCCAUUAAGUUAUGGGCAAAACGACACGGCAUAUAUAGUAAUGUAUUAGGGUAUCUAGGAGGUGUGUCUUGGGCAAUGUUAGUUGCAAGAACAUGUCAACUUUAUCCUAAUGCUGUUGCAGCAACGUUAAUAGAGAAAUUUUUUCUUGUAUUUUCUCAAUGGAAAUGGCCACAACCAGUCCUUUUAAAGCAACCUGACAAUGUUAAUUUAGGUUUUCCAGUUUGGGAUCCGAGAGUAAAUAUAUCAGAUAGAUAUCACUUAAUGCCAAUAAUUACUCCCGCGUAUCCUCAACAAAAUUCGACAUUUAACGUGUCGGUAUCAACGAGAACCAUCAUGCAAGAUGCCUUCGAAACCGGGCUUUCGAUAACGGAAGAAAUUAUCAUGGGGAAAGCAACGUGGGAUAAAUUAUUCGAUCCUCCACAUUUCUUUGACAAAUAUAAACAUUAUAUUGUUCUAUUGGCGAGAAGUGUAACUGCCGAAGAUCAGCUUGAAUGGUGUGGGCUUGUCGAGUCAAAAAUACGACAUUUGAUAGGUACUCUGGAAAGGAAUCCUCACAUUACAUUGGCACACGUAAACCCGGAGGCAUUUCCACCGUUAGAACCAGAACCGGAGGGUCACUGUUCCAUGUGGUUUAUCGGCUUGCUAUUUGACAAAAGCGAAAAUUUAAACAUUGAUCUAACGUAUGAUAUAAAAUCUUUUGUCGAUUCAAUUCUGAGGCAAGCGGAACAGUUGAGUAUGUUGAAAGAGGGCAUGUGGAUAGAAGCAAAACACGCGAAAAAGAAGGAUCUACACCUUUAUAUAUCUCCUAGUUUGCUCAAACGUGAAAGAAAGAUUUCCGGCAGUGUACAUAAAAACGGAAAUAUUGCUGGAAACGGUAACACUGGUAGUAUUUCGCCACGAAACCAAGGGGAUAUGGUGAGCAGAAAGAGAUCAUCGGAUCAAAAUCCAGACACAUGUGGAAAGAAACGAAGAGUCAACGAUGCUGAACAACCAGUAACACAUGGAGAAGAUGGGUCAUUAGUGGUUCAGUCUUGCGGAGAAGAUAGCAAUUCCGGGUUUAGCUUGGAUGAAUACAAACAAACGUUGACAGCUACUAAGGAUGUAAGACAUUGUACAUAUAAUGAACAAUAAUCAUCAUAUAACAGGAUUAGGAAGGGCCUACUGGUGCAUCUGCAGUAGCACAGGAAGGAUAUGUUUGCACUUGACCACUGCAGGAUUACUACCUCACGUCAAUCCACAGAUGCUCUUCUGGGCCAUCUAGACUGUAAUCACUUCUCAUGCAACCAUCCACUGCCCACUGUAAGUCCCCCGUUUCGUAAAAACAAAGCAACGUCAUGCGUUGGAGAAAACUACCCGUUGGAGUCAAUCGAUGCACGACUGUGUGACAGACGCUCUAAUUUUAGUAUUUAUGAACAACAUCAGCAGUCAAUGGGAACAAUUAUGCUACGAACGAAUGAUUGUGCCAGUGUCUGUGAUGUUAUUUUUUUAUCGUAAACCGUGUUAGUAAUUUCGGAAAGUAACGAUCGAAAGGAUAGAAAUAACGAAACUUCAAA